Messenger RNA from Plasmodium fragile, 2811 nucleotides. RefSeq lists its product as uncharacterized. The record is from RefSeq and is a predicted model, not a curated record. Gene Ontology annotation, cellular component: nucleus. The transcript has a single exon. Gene Ontology annotation, biological process: tRNA N2-guanine methylation. Gene Ontology annotation, molecular function: RNA binding. Bases 1 to 2811 code for a protein of 936 amino acids. NCBI's taxonomy places the organism in Eukaryota, Apicomplexa, Aconoidasida, Haemosporida, Plasmodiidae.
AUGAUAGGAACUAAGAAUGAAGUAAACAAUAAUGAUAAUCACAAAAGAAAGUUCCUUGAAGAGAAUAAAAACCAUUUCCACCAUAAAUAUAAUAGAGCAAAUAAAAGGAACAGCAUUGGAAAUAAUGGAAAGACAAAGGGAGGAGAUGUAGAAGGAGGAGGCGAGCGAGGAACCGCGUUCAACAAAGGAAAUAGCAAAUACAUAUUUGAAGGAAGUGUGAAAAUAAAAAACAAAAGUAACCACAUUUUUUACAACAAGGCCCAGGUGUUUAAUCGUGACAUGAGCAUUAUUUUAAUAAAAGCGUUAGAAAUAUAUUUAAAAAAUAAAAAUAAGGAUAACGGAAAAAUCCUGUUCAGAGGAUUUAACGUCGUCGAGUUGUUAAGUGCAAGCGGAAUAAGAAGCAUAAGGUAUGCAAAGGAAUUACGAGAAACCAUAAAUCAUAUUAUCACAAAUGAUAUUGACAAAUAUGCAUGUAAGCAAAUAAGGAGAAAUUUUAAAAGAAAUCAAAUUAAUAAGGACAAAUAUACAAUUUUAUGUAAUGAUGCAAAUAGUGUUAUGAACAUUCUUAAUGUGGACAAUAUUUAUUCGAAAAAGAGAAACAUGAAAAAAUUAGACGUUGGUUUUACCUACGUCAAUAACAUCACGGAUUAUAACGACUACUUCAAGGAAGCUUUGAAGUUUUUAAAAUAUAUAACGAAUUACAAUAGAGGCAGAGGCAACAACGAGAUUAAGGAAGACAUGAAUAUUAAUAACGCCCCGCAUCAUAAUAAUAGUAAUAAACAUAGUAAGAACGGUAAGAGUAAGGUGGACAUGAAAAAUAAGUCUAUUGAGGAUCACAAUGAUUUCGAGGACAGUGACUCCACUGCUUUCUCGAGCAGUGAGGAGGCCUUCACCAAAAUUGAUAUGCUGGACGAGGAGCGCGACGAAACGGUGUACGCGGAAAGGUCAAAUGGGCCAGAAGGAGGAAGUGGGCCCUUGAAGGGGGAAGUAAAGGGUGAAGUAAGCAGUUCACUAAACGGUUCCGUAAAUGGUGCACUAAACGGUGCAGCAGACCACAGAGAGACGAACCCAUUCGUGGCCACGAAAAACGCGGACGAGAAAACCCCCCUAAGCGAAAACAUGAUGGAUGAAAUUAUUCAAAAGAGCAAACUCACGGAAAAGUACAUGUUCGAUAUAAUCGACAUAGACCCAUACGGAUCCUCCAUAGAAUAUUUGGAAAGCUGCCUAAAAUAUGGAAGAAGCAAUUUCUUCAUAUUAAUAACCAAUACAGACAUGAGAGUAUUGAAUGGAAAAUUCCCAGAUGUUUCUUUUUACAAAUAUAACAGCAUGAUAUUUAGCAAAAGAGUUCAUUACAAUAAAGAGUAUAGCAUAAGAGUUUUGUUUUACAAAAUAAAAACGAUCGCCUCCAAGUAUAAGAAGUGUGUUAUUCCAUUUUCUUCUCUUAACAUUGAUUUUUACAUUCGCAUAUUAGUACAAGUCAUAGAUGAUACCUUACAGACAAAGGACCUCUGCACCGAUACUGGGAUGGUUUAUCAGUGCAACAAUUGUUCUAGCUUCCAUAUCAACCCCUUGGCAUUGAAAAAGGAUAGGAAUAUACAAGUAGGGGAUAAUAAGAGGUACUGCAAGAGGGGGAAACAGAACAAGCAUAAGGAUGGAGCAUUUGUAAACACCGAGGAGGAGGAGGACAUCGACGAGAACAAGGAAAAGGAGGAUGUCCACAAUGCAGAACAUAUUCCACAUGCACAGUUAGACCAUUUGCAUGAUGAUAAUAAGCAUACUUAUGAGAAGGAAAAAGUCAUAGGUGGAGACUUUGCGAACGAAGCGACUGAUGGGGACACCGUCGAUAAUGUGGAGGAGAGGGUUAAUACGGUUCAUAAGGGAUCAUUUGAUAACGUGGUUGAGAAUGAAGACAAUUUCGAACGACCGACCAAUGGCGAAGAUGCUGGCAAUUUGGAAAAUACUGUGCAUAGCGAGCACACACAAAAUGCGGGAGAUGUGGCUGGCGACGGGCCUGAUAACGCCGCUGCUGAUGUGAGGACUGGGGGGCCAUCUUGCACGGGCCGACCAGCGCACAGCAAUCCCGGCAUAGGGAAUAAAUACAAAAGCGGAAAAUUGACCAUUUCCAACAAGUGUGUAGAGUGCGGAGGAGAUAUGCUGAUAGGUGGCCCCAUCUACAUCGGCAAGUUGCACAAUGUGGAAUUUAUCCACACGUGUAUAUCGUUACUGGAAAAUUUACAAGACUACAAUUUAAACACCAUUACGUCGAGGGAUAGAAUAUUAAUAAAUUUUAGGUGCCUAAAACAGGAAAUAAAUAUUCCAUUGUAUUAUAAUUUGCCAGACUUAUUUAGAAAUUUUAGACUGUGCUCCAUCUCUAGAAAGCUGUUCGUGAAUGCCUUGCUAAAUUUGAAUUAUGAAGUUUCAUAUUUUCACAAGGACCCAGAUAGCGUCAAGACAAAUGCUCCUAACGAUGUCUUUAUGGACAUUUUUCGUGCCAUUAUUUAUAAAGUAAAUUCGAAAAAGAGAAUUCCUGAUGCAGUGGAAGCGAAGAAGGAAGAAUUGAAUGCUCUGAGCAAUCAGAAAAACGAAACCACCGAAGAGAGUCCUAAAAAAGUAUAUUCCAUAAAGACCAUAAAGGAUGAAAAGUUGAGGGAAAAAUUAUUGUCGUAUGAAUUUUUUAAAAAGAAUUCCACCAUUGACAAUAUAGAUAUUUCUGUUAGUAAUAAAGAAAAUACUGAUCAUGUGAAAUUGUUCACCUUGCUGAACCCCGAGCCUUAUUGGGGCCCCAUGAAGAAGCACUUUGAGAAGAACUGA